AUGAACAAUACACAACAAAACAUUUUUGAAACACAACCAAAUGAAAAUAAUGAAUUACCACAAGUAUUAAUAAGAGCAACUAAUCCAACAAUAGAAGAAGCAGCACCCAAGAAAACAAGAAAUCAAAAAGAUAAGAUGAAUCAGUAUAUUAAAAGACAACUAAAUGAUAAUUUGAAUGAUCUUAUGGAAGAUAUUAUUUCCGAGAAUAAACGAUUAAGAAAAGAAAUAGAGAAGAUAAGAAAUAUGUAUAAUCAAGAAAUGAAAACAAAUGAAGAAAUACGAAAUGGACUAUUAGAACAAAGACUAGAAUUUAUGGAAUUUGAUAAUUUUGAAGAUGAUGAUACAAAUGAAUAUAGAGAAGAAUAUGAAGAAGAAGACGAUGAUGAUGAUAUUGGAGAAGAAGAAAUAGAUAAAGAAAUUAAAGAAAGAUUAAUUCAUCGACAAAUCUUCUUUUAUUAUAAUAGUUUUAAUAUUAUUAAUGGGAAACAAGGAGCAGGAAAAACAACAAUUAUUAUGAAAGAAUUAGCAAAACUCAAUAAAAUAGAACACCAAUAUGAGGCGAUUAUUUAUGUAUCACAAAAUGCAGGAGACGAUGAAACAUUUAAUCAACUUAAAGGACUUAUUAAAACACCAAUAUAUGGAAUGAAUUAUGAGAAAUUUAUGCCAGCAUUAAUGCAAUAUUAUAAACAACCACAAGAAAAACACUUAAUAAUUAUAUUAGAAGAUGCAACAUUUGCAUUAAUGAAAGAAGAUAAAACAUGGGGAGAAAUUAUUACAAGAUUAAGACAUUUGAAAACAACAAUUAUUAUGGCUAUGCACAUAUGA
This is a messenger RNA of Entamoeba histolytica HM-1:IMSS, 825 nucleotides long. RefSeq lists its product as uncharacterized. Lineage: Eukaryota; Evosea; Mastigamoebida; Endamoebidae. The transcript has 3 exons. Bases 1 to 825 code for a protein of 274 amino acids. The record is from RefSeq and is a predicted model, not a curated record.